Molecule: messenger RNA, 2331 nt
Organism: Arachis stenosperma
Lineage: Eukaryota; Viridiplantae; Streptophyta; Magnoliopsida; Fabales; Fabaceae
Product: leucine-rich repeat receptor-like protein kinase PXC1
Exons: 3
Coding region: 80-2116 (678 amino acids)
Biological process (GO): protein phosphorylation
Molecular function (GO): protein binding; ATP binding; protein kinase activity
Source: RefSeq, a predicted model, not a curated record
CCUUCUUCCCCACCUUUUAAUUUCAAAAAACACACUAAUCCUUUGCUCCCCUCUCACACUUCCUCCCCCACACCAUAUCAUGGACAAGGUUCCUCUUCUUAUUCUUACUUUGGCAUUGGCGUUUAUGUGCUUCAAAUGUGAGAGUGCACCACAAAAUGAUACACACGCACUCACCCAAUUCCGCCUCCAAACCGACGCACACGCCUCUCUCCUAACAAACUGGACAGGCGCCGAUGCUUGCGCCGCGGCCUCCACUUGGCGCGGCGUCGAGUGCUCCCCAAACGGCAGAGUGGUGGCACUCUCCCUCCCUUCCCUCAAUCUCCGAGGCCCCAUCCAUUCCCUUUCAUUACUCUCCUACCUCCGAUUCCUUGAUCUCCACGACAAUCGCCUAAACGGCACCGUUUCCACUCUUUGCAACUGCACCGACCUCGAACUCCUCUAUCUCUCCGGCAACGACUUUUCCGGCGAGGUUCCUCUGGAGAUUUCCUCCCUCAGGCUCCUCGUGAGGCUUGACAUCUCCGAUAACAACCUCCGAGGACCGGUUCCCAAGGAAAUUUCAAGUUUAACUCACCUCCUCACGCUCCGCCUCCAGAACAACGCUCUUUCCGGCGAAGUCCCCGAUUUCUCUUCUUCCCUCGUUAACCUCAAGGAGCUCAACAUAACCAAUAACGAACUCGUCGGACACUUACCGAAUUCCAUGCUCAACAGGUUUGGUAUUGCAAGCUUCGCUGGGAAUGGCGCACUUUGUGGUGAUUCACCACUGCCAAAAUGUUCCUCCACCGAGACUCCUUCUCCUUCGUCCUCUUCUGAUAACAAAACUGUUCCUUCAAACCCAAACGUCAUACCGAAAACGAGUAGCGUAGUCGCAGUUCAGAAGAACCCACCAUCACGGAAAGGUUUAAGUCCGGGGAUGAUCGUGGCAAUUGUAGUGGCGGUUUGCGUGGUGUUUCUUGUGGUUGUCUCUUUCACCGUGGCGCAUUGCUGCUCCGGUGGGAGAACCUCAAACUCAAUGGUUGGGAGUGAAAGCGGCAAGAGGAAGAGUGAGAGCAGCUACGGGGUGUACGCUAGUGGCAGCGGGGCAGAAAGGGACAGUGAUGGAACGGUGGACACUGAGCGGAGCAGGCUGGUGUUCUUCGACAGGAGAAGCCAGUUUGAGCUGGAGGAUCUGCUUCGCGCAUCGGCAGAGAUGCUCGGGAAGGGGAGCUUGGGGACUGUGUAUAGGGCGGUGCUGGAUGACGGGUGCACGGUGGCGGUGAAGAGGCUGAAGGAUGCGAACCCUUGUGAGAGGAGCGAGUUUGAGCAGUACAUGGAUGUUGUGGGGAAGAUGAAGCACCCAAACAUUGCGAGGCUCAUAGCGUUUUACUAUGCCAAGGAAGAAAAGCUUCUUGUCUAUGAUUAUCUUCCCAAUGGAAGCUUGCAUACACUUCUUCAUGGGAACCGUGGAGCAGGAAGAAUCCCAUUAGAUUGGACGACAAGAAUAAGCCUGGUGUUAGGAGCAGCCAGAGGACUAGCUCGCAUUCAUGCAGAGUACAGUGCUGCCAAGAUCCCUCACGGCAACAUCAAAUCUUCCAACGUCCUUCUCGACAAGAACGGCGCUGCAUGCAUCUCCGACUUCGGCCUCUUCCUCCUCCUUAAUCCCGUCCACGCCAUAGCCAAGUUGGGCGGUUACAAAGCACCGGAGCAAUCAGAACACAAGAAACUUUCCCAGCAAGCCGAUGUCUACAGCUUCGGCGUCUUGAUCUUGGAGGUUCUAACUGGCAAAGCACCGUCUCAUCAGCAUCCUUCCAUGCCGCGACCUCGGACGGAGUUGGAGGAACCACACUUGGAUCUUCCCAAAUGGGUUCGUUCCCUUGUGAAGGAUAGUGAGGAGUGGAACGCGGAGGUGUUUGAUCAGGAACUGCUGAGGUACAAGAACAUUGAGGAUGAGCUUCUCGCCAUGAUGAAUGUUGGGUUGGUUUGUACGGAAUUGGAGCCUGAGAAGAGGCCAACUACGUUGGAAGUUGUGAAGAUGAUUGAGGAUAUCAGGGUGGAACAAUCGCCUCUUGUGGAGGAUUUUGAUGAGUCGCGCAAUUCGCUUUCGCCUUCCAUUCCCACCACUGAAGAUGGCAUGGCCUAGCUUAAUAAUGCUUACACUCUUCAUUUCAAGAUAUCUGUCAUUUUGAAGAAGCCGUAUAUUUAUAACUUUGGAUCCGGAUACAAUUUGGGGAGUAUCUGAGUAUCCCUUGAUGAAUCUGAUUGUUCAUUUCUGCACUGGUUCCUCUGUUCUCUGGUUGCAUUAUUAUCUGCCUAUUGUCACUUGUUGUACUGGGUGAUACUUCAAAUAAUUGUGUU